AUGAUGGGUUGCUAUGUCGUGGGGAGUGCCGGUGGCAAUGAAAAGGUUGAUUUCCUCAAGAAUAACUUUGGAUUCGAUGAUGCAUUCAACGACAAGGAAGAAAACAAUCUUGAUUCUGCCUUAAAGAGAGAAGGGAAGAUAACUUGUGUGGAGGAUAUAGCUGAUGGACUUGAGAGUGCUCCUGACGCUCUCGUUGGACUCUUUCAUGGUAAGAAUGUUGGGAAACAACUUGUCAAAGUUUCUCGUGAUUUCGAAUGA
This is a messenger RNA of Microthlaspi erraticum, 258 nucleotides long. Lineage: Eukaryota; Viridiplantae; Streptophyta; Magnoliopsida; Brassicales; Brassicaceae. The record is from the annotation of a GenBank genome assembly.